GCCUGUUUGCAACAUGCAGACCCAUCCCGGGGGGAGGAGCGCUAGGGCCGGGGAGGACAGGAGAAGAGAAAUGCUCCGGCACUCCAGGUGCACGUUGCGCCUUGUUCUACCUCAGACGGGCUAGCAUUAAACCGGUGUCACUCUCUGUCUGCAGCUGUUAGCAUGCUAGGCAGCAGGGAUUGGGAGGCAGAAAACACCAGGUAACUUCCCUUUUAAGUGCCCAUCAGUAACCAGCCUGAGUUGAUGUCCUAAAACCAGAAGUUUUACCACUCAAAUGACAAAGGAUAAUGAGGUGUGUUUAGUUGUAGUUUUAACCCACCAGGAUGCCCUUUUGCUGCCUUUGCGGCUGAUCUAAUAUAGAUCAGUUGUCUGCUACACACCCGAUGUGGCAGACCUACAAAGCUCUUCUAUCUCAGGGCAUCUUUAGAGUCACAUUAAAUCACUGGUGUUAGAAGAAUCUGUCGCCUUCAGCACUGGUCGUGGUAGGGACAGAUCUGGGAUGAGUACAUGGGAAGAACUGGACAAUUAGGUGUGUGGGGGGGUGCAUGUCUGUUUUCCUGUGAUUGACAGCCCUGGGUCCUCCCCCUUCCUCCAUUCCUCUUCUCCCCUGCCUGCUGCGGAGCACUCCGAGGGCAGCAACUUUGACCGUAGUUUAACCACCGGGCAGCGAAGCUUUCAAUGAACCGGAGCAACGGAGCCGUGUGAAGUACUUCCACGGGCAGGGGAGCAGCAUGCACACAGGGCUUGUUGUUCUGGUUGCUUUCUGCCUAGCUGUGGAACUGGUGACUGGGGGUGGGAAGAAAUCCUAUAACGGACCAUGUGGGGGUCGAGAUUGCAGCGCGGGCUGCAAAUGUUUUCCAGAAAAAGGUGCUCGGGGUCGACCGGGAUCUAUUGGGAACCAAGGACCUAUAGGUGUUCCAGGAUUUGCUGGGCCAGAAGGUUUGGCAGGGCCAAAAGGUGAGAGAGGGGCAGUGGGCUCUCCAGGAUCAGCUGGACUGAAAGGAGAUAAGGGUCCAAUGGGAGUGCCUGGAUUUCAAGGCAUCAAUGGGAUUCCGGGCCACCCUGGCCAGCCAGGGCCCAGAGGUUUUCGUGGCCUUGAUGGCUGCAAUGGUUCUAUUGGGAGUCCUGGUGUUUCCGGGUUGGAUGGGUUUCCUGGUACACAGGGGCCACCUGGUCGCUUUGGUCCCAAAGGUCCCAAAGGAGAACCUGCGUAUGCCCAAGGUGGCCUUAAAGGAAGUAAGGGUGAAAAUGGUCUUCCUGGAUUGGAUGGGAUUUCUGGUCCAAAAGGUUUCCCUGGCCCAGCAGGUUCUGUGGGUCCUAUAGGAUUGCCAGGUUUGCAGGGGCCACCGGGUGCAAUGGGGCCACCAGGACCAAAAGGUAACAUGGGAUUAGGUUUCCAAGGAGAGAAAGGUGCAAAGGGAGAUGUCGGGCUACCUGGCCCUGCAGGUCCCCCACCAUCCACUGGGAUACUAGAGUUCAUGGGAUUUCCAAAAGGGAAACCAGGAGCAAAGGGUGAGCCAGGCCCUAAAGGAUUCCCUGGGAUUGGAGGAUUACCUGGCCCUAUGGGCUUUGGGGGUAUCGGAGAAAAAGGAGAAAAGGGGAUCCCUGGCUUACCAGGUGGCAGGGGAUUUCUGGGAUUGGAUGGAUCUGAUGGGUUUCCAGGGAGAAAGGGUCAGUUUGGUCUUCCUGGUUUUCCUGGGCUGGAUGGAGUGCAAGGAAUGAAGGGUGAAUUAGGUGAAAUGGGUCCUCCAGGCCCUCUUAUUUCUCUCGAUAGAGAAGAUGGACUCAUCUCAGGUUUGCCAGGAGAUCCCGGGAUUCCAGGGACUCCAGGCCCUCGAGGAGAUGAAGGGAUUGUUGGUUUACCAGGCCUUCCUGGCACCCGAGGUCUCUCAGCUCUUGAUCGAGGGGCACCAGGUCUCAUGGGAUUUCCAGGUAUUCCAGGUAUUACUGGUGAACCAGGAGACCAAGGGAGAGCAACAGUUGGAUUACCAGGCACUCCAGGCAUAGGUGGUUUACCGGGUAUGCCAGGACCUCCAGGACUGCCUGGUCCAGCACAAAUCCUCAAUGGAGAACCUGGAGAACCAGGAAGACCUGGACAACGGGGGCCACCAGGAGUUUUGGGACUAAAAGGGACCAAAGGGGAUCCAGGUGAUUGUGCUUGUGAUGGAGGAGUCACAGGAGCUGGACCAAAAGGUGCACCAGGCCCUCUGGGUCCACCAGGAAGCCCUGGUGAACCUGGGUUUAAGGGUUCUAGUGGAGAUCCUGGCAGUGUGGGUGCACAAGGGCUGCGAGGGCCUCCGGCUUCACCUGGUCAACCAGGUUCUCCAGGCCGUAAGGGAGAAAAAGGAGAUCCAUCUUUUGCAAGAGGCAGAGGUCUCCAUGGGGAUCCUGGUGCAACAGGAGCCAGAGGGCCUUCUGGCAUCCCAGGAACUCCUGGCAGAGAUGGAUUCCCAGGUUUACCAGGCCAGCCAGGUCCUCCGGGUGAUGUUGGACUAGGCUUUCCAGGCGAAAAAGGCCUGCCAGGAUUACCUGGCUCCAAGGGCCGGCGUGGGGAGAGCGGUCUUCCUGGCAUUGGUUUCCCAGGUCCUAGUGGAGUUCGCGGCCCUCCAGGUGACCCAGGAAUGGAUGGUUUUCCAGGACAACCAGGUCUUCCAGGUCCUCCAGGGAUCACCUUGCCCUGUGUAGUUCCUGGAGGGUUUGGUGCCCCUGGGCCUCCAGGCAUACCAGGACGUCCAGGUCCCAAGGGCAGACCGGGGUUUCCAGGCAUUCCAGGUCAACCUGGAUUACGUGGAUCAAAAGGACAACCAGGUAUUCCAGGAUCAAUGGCAUUGCCAGGAGCACCAGGCUUUCCUGGGCCUCGUGGAGAUCAGGGACCACAAGGGCUUCCAGGACUUGAUGGAACAGAUGGUUUCCCUGGAAAGAUGGGAACUCCUGGCUUGUCAGGGGCAAAAGGAGCUCCUGGUGAAGUGUUUGGUGCUGAAAGAGGAGCCCUGGGUGAGCGUGGCAGACCUGGAUUCCCAGGAGAUAAAGGACUUGUUGGAGAACCUGGAUUUCCUGGACAGAAGGGUGUUGAUGGAAGGCCUGGCUUACCGGGUUUUAAAGGCGAACGGGGUAAUCCAGGGCUCCGAGGUAUUGAUGGAUUGCGAGGACCUCCUGGUCCUGGAGGUCCGUUUGGCAUUAAAGGAGAACCAGGUCCCAGGGGAGCAGUUGGCUUCUCAGGAUCACCAGGACUUCGUGGAGUCAAAGGACCAACUGGUGAUGCAGGUCCACCAGGCCCUGCUGGUAUGAAAGGCUUCCCAGGUCUAGAAGGUUUUCCAGGACCACCUGGGGACAGAGGAUUCCCAGGGUCACCUGGGCCUUUGGGUAGAGAUGGACGUCCAGGUUUCUUUGGAGCAAAAGGUGAAAAGGGUCCUCCCGGGUUGAUUGGCUUUCCUGGCAUGCCAGGCCUGCCUGGUAUCCCUGGGGUGAGUGGGCUGAAAGGAAUUCCUGGGUCAGCUGGAAGGGAAGGAAAUAUUGGAUAUUCUGGACCCUCUGGUCUAAAAGGUGACAGGGGUGAUCGAGGUCUGCCUGGACUCCCGGUUCUUAGGCCCCCAGAAUUGGCCUUGGCAUUCAAGGGAGACAAAGGUGAUCGUGGGUCAGCUGGACUGAGAGGAUUCCCUGGACCUAGAGGUGAUAAAGGAUUCCCUGGACCCCGUGGACAACCUGGUCUUCCUGGUCCACGAGGAUCGCCAACCACAGAUAGAGGACUACCUGGUGAUGCAGGGUUCCCAGGCCUGCCUGGACCACCCGGCUUGCCAGGACAGAAAGGACAGGCUGGAAUCAUAGGAUUACCCGGAUUUCCAGGAGAAAGUGGUUCAGAGGGUAUCUCAGGAGCACCAGGGUUCCCAGGAACUGUUGGUUUCCCCGGUCCAAAGGGUGACCCAGGGGAAUCACUUGGAAUUUCUGGUGGGUUAGGAGAUAAAGGAGAACGAGGGGACCGUGGAUUCCCAGGUGAGAGGGGGAAAGAUGGGCCAAAGGGUGAACCAGGAUACCCAGGAAGCACUGGCCUGGAUGGGCCUAAAGGUGUCCCAGGUGACCUUGGCCAAGAAGGACCACCAGGCCUCCCUGGAAUUGCUGGGUUGCGAGGAAAUGCAGGUCUCCCGGGUUCUCCAGGGCAGCCUGGACCUGUAGGAUUCAUCGGACUCCCUGGGAUAGCAGGGCCAAAAGGAUUCCCUGGAUUUCCUGGUUUAAAUGGUCUGAACGGCUUACCAGGCACAAAAGGGUCACCUGGAACACCAGGUCUGAGUGAAGCUGGACUGAAUGGCCCUGCAGGGCUUCCAGGUCCUAAGGGUGAAGAAGGUUCCCCAGGCAUUGGCCUAGGAGCCCCAGGACUCCCUGGGCAGAAAGGAUCAUCAGGAGACAUGGGUCCUCCAGGUACCUUGGGUCUGCCUGGUUUACCAGGACCUCCUGGCAUCUCUCUUCCUUCAAAUAUACCUGGGAGACGUGGUGAUCCUGGCCGUCCUGGAGUGGAUGGGAAUCCAGGCCCCCCAGGUCCUCCAGGUCCUCGAGGGCUCUCCGGCCCAGCCUCCAAUCAAGGUGAUACCGGCCUUCCAGGUUUACCUGGAGUUCCUGGUUUGCCAGGCAUAAAGGGUGACGUAGGACUCCCUGGUCCAACUGGAAUUCCAGGAGCUUCGGGACUCAAAGGUGUGAAGGCUGAGCCAGGCUUUAUGGGGAUGCCAGGUAAAGAUGGGCUUCCAGGGGACCCUGGAAUUCCUGGGCUGAAAGGUGAAACUGGCCGUCGAGGUUUCCCGGGCCUACCAGGCGCUCCAGGCCUAGUACCAAAACCAGAAGAAGUCAUAGUUCCUCCAGGGCUACUUGGUCUGCCAGGAAUUGAUGGGGUCCCUGGCUAUGCUGGAGAUCGUGGAUUUCAGGGACCAGAUGGGCAGCAAGGUCCAAAAGGUCUGUCAGGCAGAUCAGGUCAGGUGGGCCGUCCUGGUUUACCAGGGCCAGAUGGCACAGUUGGGGAUCCAGGAACCCCAGGUAUUCCAGGGCCACCAGGAUUGGAAGGUGUCUCUGGAAAGCCAGGCCUGUUUGGUUUGCCCGGAAUGCCGGGUCGGAGUGUAGGCGUUGGAUACACUUUGGUGAAGCACAGCCAGUCAGAGCAGAUCCCACCGUGCCCAAUUGGAAUGAAUAAGCUCUGGGAGGGUUACAGCUUGCUGUAUGUGGAGGGGCAGGAAAAGGCGCACAACCAGGAUCUAGGUUUUGCUGGCUCCUGCUUGCCUCGCUUCAGCACCAUGCCAUUUAUUUACUGCAACAUCUAUGAGGUGUGCUACUAUGCCAGCCGAAAUGACAAAUCCUACUGGCUCUCCACCACUGCUCCCAUCCCCAUGAUGCCAGUGAGCCGUCUGGAGAUCCCACAGUACAUCAGUCAUUGCUCAGUGUGUGAAGCACCUUCCCAGGCUAUUGCAGUACAUAGCCAGGACAUUACCAUCCCGCAGUGCCCCGAGGGCUGGCGCAGCCUGUGGAUCGGAUACUCUUUUCUAAUGCACACUGCAGCUGGCGCGGAAGGCGGAGGUCAGUCCCUUGUCUCACCCGGCUCUUGCCUCGAGGAUUUCCGUGCUACUCCUUUCAUUGAAUGCAAUGGUGCCAGAGGAACCUGCCAUUACUUUGCAAACAAAUACAGCUUCUGGCUGACCACAGUCGAACGCACGCAGCAGUUUGUCAGUGCUCCUCCCUCAGAAACUCUGAAAGCAGGACAGCUCCGAACACGAGUCAGCCGUUGCCAAGUGUGCAUGAAGAACUUGUAGCAAAAACAACCCAAACAAAUAAAACUUUGCUACCUAAGAGUUUAAACCUCAUUCAUUGGAAGAACUAUAAGCACAUACACCCAUUCUGCUGGUGGUUUGUGGAUAAGUUACAACAGCCAGAACACUACUGAAAUUAUGUUUUAGAUCCAUAAGAAACAUAGCUUCACACAGAAGGAAGGAGGGACAGACUAAUCUCUGAAACCUCUGACUGUUUUGUGGAACAUGGUGCUACACUUUUUCUUUCAUGUUUGUUUUCCUAUUCAUGGCUACCUCAGAAAGUCUCUGAGCCUUUCUCAUUCACAUUGCAGAGUGACUAUAUUAUAUUAUACAAUAUUAUAAUAAAGCGCUCCAUAUUAUAUCACCCAUCCAUUUGAUGCACUCAUCUAUAGCCAAUGAUAGAUUUUCUUAAACAAGUUUGUGCUUCACAGAUUAGUUGUCUUUGCAGAAAGCAUUUGGCAUGGCCUAGGGCAAUACGCAUUGAUUAGAUGAGAAAAUAUGUAAUGAAAUGGAUUUUCAGUCGGAAAGGAACUUAACUCUAAACUAAUUAAAACAAAUCACUGCAGCAGAGGUGCUCAGAGUAUUAAGCAUUAGAGACUGAGAACUGGCUUCCCUGGGAAGUUCUUACUUAAAGAUGAGCUCGUUUUGUUUUGCUUUUUAAAAGAAUUGGCAUAAUCUUUGGUUUCAGUGAUGCACGAGCAACUUGGAGCCAAAUUCAGACCAGCUGUAACUGAUUUUCAUUCCCCUUCCAUGAAAAAUUUGGAUUUCUACCUGGACUUAAAGCCAUUAUCAUUAUUCAGCACAGCUUUAUCACUAUUGAAAUGUGCUCUAUGUAAGCACACAGUUCAAGAUUUGUUGUUACCCUUUUGCACCCUAGCAAUUUGUGACCUCCAGAAUAAUUUCAUUAGUAUGUACAUAUGAAAUCAUCUUUCCGAGGUAGCCUUGGAACAGUUUUUUUUGUAAGUAUUCAAUUUGUGUAUAUUUUAAAAUGUAGAAGCCGCAUUAUUUAGCAUUCAAGUUUAUGGAAACACAGAAGCAAGCAGCUGUUGGAUGUACAUUUUUUUACUGCUAAAAUCACCUGUUUUGUAUUCUUCAUCCGCUGGGCUUUAUUUCUACUAGUUAAAAAACAUAUUACUGUAUUUCUAAUGCACUGUUAAAUAUUCACACAAUUCCUUCAGGUUAUAAUUACAAUCAGUGGUUUUCAGACUAUAUGGGAAAAUAGAAAUUAAGAGAAAGCCAUAAAUACAGUAUGUCCAUGCUGAGAACUAAUUAAGGCUAAAGCUAUUAAUUUCAGCUUCUUUCUACAGUGAGGUUGACAACACCCAUAGGUAUCAGCAUUUUAGAGGAUUUGAAGCGAGGGCCUUGUAAAUUCCAGAUCUUUUUUUUUUUUUUUUUAAAUUGACAGACAAAACUACAGAAAAAUGUUUGUUUUAGUUGGGACUGCUCUGAUAAAUCACAUGGUAUUUAAAAUGGGGGUUCAGUGAAUGCUUAGGUAUGAGACUUUGAAAUUCACUUUCUGCGAAUAUUGUGGUCAGUAAAAGUCAAAUCGCUCCAGUGUUUGUUUUAAAAAUUUGAGCAAAUAUUUGUGGAAAACAUUUUUAUUUAUCACCCAUUCUACUCAUUAGGUGCCAGCAAUAGAAGCAUCAGAGCACCAGUUUAUUUGUUUGGAUGUUGAGGGGAGGGUGAGGAAAAGGGGGUUCUGUUCUAGAUGCACACGACUGAAAUACACAAGUCUUUUCAGGAGCAGGGUCUAUGUAAUUGUUUCGCUUUAUGCACCAUGAGUAAUCUCAUUGCUUUCAGUGACAGACCUUCCAUUGACUUCAGUAGGGCCAGGAUUUCACCCCGAUGGGUACUGUUAAGCACGAGCAUGUCUUCGCAAGAUCAGGGCCACAGUCUAUGAUCUUCCACUCCUGGCUCCAGAGCUUCUUCCAAUCAACCCUGUAUUUACCCCCUCUCCUUCCAGUUGCUACCCAAGACACUUUUCCACAAGGCCUGUAAACUUCAGAUUUCCCCUCUGAGUUGUGUUUACAUAAUGAAAGAUAACAGGAGGGCAAUUAAAAAAAAAAAAAGGAUGGACUGAGCAGGACAUAUGCCUAGCUUCAUUGCUCAGUCAUCGAAUGGGUACUUCCCUUUUCUGGGUAGAAGUCAGUCAUCCUUUAGAAUGCCAGCUUUUCAGAGCAGGGGCUGCAUUUUCAUUUUUGUCUGGAAGGCACCAAGCACCACUAUGGUCUUAAGCUAUGGUCUUAAAUGAAUACUAGAAAAACAGCGUGGGGUGGCAUCUCCUUUUUGUUAAUGUUCAGUUUCCAAACUGUGGUUAAUAAAGGCAAACAAGACAUUAA
Molecule: messenger RNA, 8122 nt
Organism: Chelonia mydas (Green sea turtle)
Lineage: Eukaryota; Metazoa; Chordata; Testudines; Cheloniidae
Gene: COL4A6
Product: collagen type IV alpha 6 chain
Exons: 46
Coding region: 732-5786 (1684 amino acids)
Cellular component (GO): collagen trimer; basement membrane
Molecular function (GO): extracellular matrix structural constituent
Source: RefSeq, a predicted model, not a curated record